ACCACCACCACCACCAUGCAGGCAGCAUCGAACGCAGCCCAGAGCGCCAUGGGCGACUUCCCCACCGUCGUCCGCCCAGAGUACAAGGUCCGCCAGGAUGGCAGCACCAUGAAGGCCCUCGCCUGGUUCGGCACCCGUGACGUUCGCCUCAUCGACGCUCCUAUCCCAGACAUCAGCGAGCCUGACGAUGUCAUCCUCCGUGUCACCGGGACCACCAUUUGCGGCUCGGACCUGCACCUCUACAACGGCGAGAUCGUCAAUCUUCAGAAGGGCGAUAUCCUGGGCCAUGAAUUCAUGGGUGUCGUCGACGCCAUCGGGUCCAACGUGAAGAACCUCCAGGUCGGCCAACGUGUCGUCUCUUCAUUCCAGAUUGCAUGCGGCGAGUGCGAAUACUGCAAGCAGAAGCUCUCUUCCUUCUGCGAUCGUACCAAUCCCUCAUCGCUGCAAAAUGCGAUGUAUGGUCACCGCGACGCUGGGUUCUUCGGAUACUCCCACUUCACCGGCGGCUUCGCAGGCGGUCAAGCAGAGUACGUCCGCGUGCCCAAGGGUAACGUGAACUUGCUCCCCAUUCCCGAGGGUGUCUCCGACGAGAAGGCCCUUUACCUCUCCGACGUUCUCCCCACGUCGUAUCACGCCGUCUUCGACACUGGCGUCAAGGAAGGCGACGUCGUCGGUGUCUGGGGUUUGGGUCCAAUUGGCCAAUGUGUCGCCAAGUGGGCACUCGCGAAGGGUGCAAAGCGUGUCAUUGGCGUGGACCGCAUCCCAGAGCGUCUUGCUUUCGCCAAAAACAAGCUAGGCAUCGACACAAUCGACUUCUCCGAGCACAAGGACGUCGUGAAGCGCUUCCAGGAAAUCGCGCCAGGCGGCCUCGACGUCGCCAUCGAUGCGGGCACAUUCCACCAGCCGAAGAGCAUCAUCCACAAGGUCGAGAAGGCGCUCAUGCUCGAGACGGAUGUGUCGGAGAUCGUCAACGAGAUGAUCAUGUCCGUCAAGAAGGGUGGCAACUGCGGCAUCAUCGCGGCCUACGCCGGGUACACGAACCACUUCAACAUCGGUGCGCUCAUGGAGAAGGGCGUGCGCCUCAUCGGGAACGGCCAAGCGCCGGUGCACAAGUACUGGAAGGAGAUCCUCUAUGACUGGAUCAUCCCCGGCAAAUUUGACCCCGCUUUCAUGAUUACGCACCGUGUGCCGAUUGACGACUUCGUGAAGUUGUACGAGGCCUUUGACAAGCGUCAGAACGGCGUAGAGAAGGUCUUCGUCGAGACCAAGUUCUCGAACCCGCCGGCCCCCGGGCUCCCGAAGACGACACGGGUGUCAGAGUGGCCGAGCGUUUAAGGGGUGAGCGGUUUGAACGGAACGGAAGUAGCUUGUAUCACUGUACCAGUAUGGAUGUACGAUUCUGUAAUGCCGUAAUUCUCAUGUCGUUCGUGUGUCCUUGUUGGUACUUAUGGGCUGCGGGCAC
This is a messenger RNA of Rhodofomes roseus, 1462 nucleotides long. Its product is annotated as GroES-like protein. The record is from RefSeq and is a predicted model, not a curated record. The coding region runs from base 16 to 1335 and encodes 439 amino acids. The transcript has 6 exons. Gene Ontology annotation, molecular function: zinc ion binding; oxidoreductase activity. NCBI's taxonomy places the organism in Eukaryota, Fungi, Basidiomycota, Agaricomycetes, Polyporales, Fomitopsidaceae.